AUGGCGGUGCCUCCCGACCGCCCGACACCGCCCGACACAGACCGUCCGCCACCAACACCACUAGGAAGACGUCACCGGCGGCGUCACAGCGCGGCGUCACAGCCCAGGGGAGAUCGCUCGCCGUUCCUUUCCAGCGCGAUGCGAGCUUCCCCUCCCCUGCUAAUAAGCGCCCAAUUGGUGACACAAGGGCAGGGCGGGGGGCAAGGUGACGGCCCGCCAGCCACCAAGGCCACUCGCCUGCCCUCGUUGGCCUCUCGCGCCGGCCCCGUCGCUGGCCACUCGCGCCGCUCACUCACUGCUUGCCUCCUCCACCGAAUCACUGCUUCGCUUCGCCACCAGGGGCACCCGUCGGGCCUCGAGGGUCCUCGUCACUCGCGCCGUCGGGAGGGCAGGGGCGCGGUUGCCAGUCGCCGCCGCGCCGCCCCACUUAUUCAGGGAGCCCCGGUUGGCAUCACUGGUCAGCUGUUGGUGGCGGUGCACUAUGCAGUCGUGCCCUCUUGCCCUCGUGCCCUCGCCGCCCUGGAACCCCGCUCGCCUCUUGCCCCCGUGCCCCCUCGCUGCCCCUCCUGCCCCUGCGUCCCCGCUUGCCCUCGUGCUCUCGCGCCCCUGGCGGCCUUGCCCCCUGGAAUUCGCUUACUCUCGUACCCUCACUGCCGCCCCUCUACCCUCCCCCUGUGCCCACUACACCUUCCCUUGCCCUCCAGCACCUUGCCCCUUUCCUGCCCUCUCUGUGCCUCUUGGGCGAUGUCCCUUGCCCUCUUGCCCUGGGGCAUGUCCCUUGCCCUCCUGCCCUCUUGCCCUGGGGGAUGUCCCUUGCCCUCCUGCCCUUUUGCCCUGUGGAAUGCCCUUGUCCUCGUACCAUGGCGGCCCUUGCAGACUCUUGCCUUCGCGCCCUCGUACCCCUUGGAGCGUGCCCUGCCCUCGUGCCAGAUGGAAUACCCCCUCGUCCUUCCCCUGCCCUUUGGGGCCGCCGCGCAAACAAGGAUGCUUUUGUCGACCUCCACGAAGGGCGUGGCCAAGGUCUACAUGAGUAUAAACACACUUGAAAAUAUCCUUAUAAGUAUAAAUGGACUCAUAAGUAUGAGUAAACAGAAACUUCGGCCGCAACUUCCAUGCGUUCGCUAA
Messenger RNA from Penaeus vannamei (Pacific white shrimp), 1125 nucleotides. The record is from RefSeq and is a predicted model, not a curated record. Lineage: Eukaryota; Metazoa; Arthropoda; Malacostraca; Decapoda; Penaeidae.